UCAAUAGCGGGAAGGUACCACAGGCUCGCUAGAUAUUAGUUUAGUUAAAGUGUUCUGAGAUUGUUCAUGUGACGUAUCUCAUUAUAUUUCGACAUUUUUAUAGAAAGAAAUUUAAUUUUGUAAGAAAAACUGGUUUUUAGAGUUAAAAAAACCCAAAACAAGCAGGAAACGUCAGGCAAUAUUAAUUCCAAACCCAGUAGUUUACCCACAAACAAUUGUAUUAAAGUACCAGGAUCUUUGGCACACUUGUGUCAAGGCUCCUGAUAACAUGUGUACAAACUGUCAGCAAUAACUUUAGUGCAUGCCGUGCGGUUGACCUUCACUGCACAUGUUCACUGCACUAUAAGAACCGGGUCGUUAGAUGAGGUAGCGUAUCAGUCUAACGAAGCCACCGCGCCGAGACAACCAGGCCACGCUCUCGAUUCUGAUCCCGGAACAAGACAAUACAAUCAGCCAACGGUUUGCAGAGUAAACGCGUACCGGAAGAACAUGGAGGCCUUGAUGGGUGGCCAGUGUGCGGCGCAAAGCGUCGGACCAGCCAAUCAACUGUUCGGACUGCUGGUGCAGACUAUCCUGGCGGCCCAGUGUGCGAUUUCUCCCCCGGACAUGUGGCCGAAGGACUACGGCCCGACGGCACUGGCGCGCGGUUUGGACGAGUAUGAUUUCGUGAUCGUUGGUGCCGGAUCGGCCGGUUCGGUUGUGGCGAACCGUCUGUCGGAAAACCCUGACUGGAAGGUGUUGCUGCUGGAGGCCGGCGGAGAUCCACCGAUCGAGUCUGAGAUUCCUUUUUUGCAAAUACACUUAGAAAAAUCCAGCGUAGAUUGGACAUACUAUGCCGAUUCGAGUGAUGGAUACAAUGCAAACGGUGGUCGCACUGCUUGUCGGGCUUCAACGUCACCGGAAGGUUGCUUCUGGCCGCGAGGCAAAAUGCUCGGAGGUUCGGGAGCGAUGAAUGCGAUGGUGUAUAUUCGUGGCAAUGCACUCGACUACGACACGUGGGAAGAGUUGGGCAAUCCUGGUUGGGGAUGGCAGCACGUACUACCGUAUUUCCGCAAAUCGGAAGAUAAUCAAGAUGCGACAGUGAUUGGUGAUGGAACAUUCCACGGCACGGGAGGCUACUUAACCGUGAGCAGUACUACCGGAGAUACUGCUCAGAUGGAACGACUACUUGAGGCGGCUCAGGAAAGUGGAUAUGAGUAUUUGGAAGACUUCAAUGGUGAAGAUCACGUUGGAUUCGGUCGCAUGCAGGUUACCAUGGCCAACGGAACACGAUGCAGCCCAGCUAAGGCGUUCCUGGUGCCGAUCAAUGAUCGUCCAAACUUGCAUGUGAUUAAAAAUGCGCUUGCAACGAAACUUGAGUUUGACGCGGAUCGACGAGUUUCUUCAGUUCGGUUUAUACUGGGUGGCGAUACAUCAGAGAGCAACCGGAAUGAGUUGGAAGUUAAGGUGCGAAGAGAAGCGAUCGUUUCGGCUGGAGCAAUCAACACGCCACAACUGCUUAUGUUAUCGGGCAUUGGACGUGACGCGGACCUAAGGGAGUUUGGUAUUUCAGUUGUGUCAGACGUUCCUGUCGGGCGUAAGCUGCAGGAUCAUGUGAUGGUACCCUUGUUCUACAGGAUCAACCGAUCAACGGCUGUGGAUUUUGACCUCAACCGCGAUAUGGUGGUUCCGUCAUACGAAUAUCUAAUGCAUCGUACCGGUCUAUUAGCCGAACACGGAAUGAACGGUUUCAUAGGCUUUAUAAACACAGUCAACCAUUCUGAUCCGUACCCGAACAUACAGUAUCAUCAUAUGUACUCGCGCAAACGGUCCGGUAUUGCGGGUCAGUGGCUACGGAAGAUGGAUCUUGAAGGGCCUGUGAGCAACGACAUUGACGACGCUAACAACGGAGCAGACGUACUCGGCGCGUUUGUUGUUCUGCUGAAACCCAAAUCUUGGGGUCGCAUAAAACUGCGAUCGGCACAGUUCUGGGACAAACCAAGAAUUGAUGCUGGCUAUUUAACCCAUCGCGACGACAUAAAGACACUGGUCGAAGGAAUCCGUGCGCAUCAUCGCAUCAUGGCGACAGAUGCUGCCCGGGCGAUGGAACCAGACCCAGUACGCUUUAAUCUACCGGCUUGUAAGGAUAAACUGUACGGGACGAACGCUUAUUGGGAAUGCUAUAUUCGGGAACUUUCGUUGACACUGUACCAUCCGGUGGGAACUGCCAAAAUGGGUCCAUCGGAAGAUCCAGACGCGGUAGUAGAUUCGAGACUGCGUGUCAGAGGUGUGAAUGGACUGCGAGUAGUCGAUGCAAGCGUCAUGCCAGAUAUUGUAAGCGGCAACACGAAUGCACCAGUCAUCAUGAUAGCCGAAAAAGCGUCGGACAUGAUUAAGGAAGAUAAUGGAUGGAAUGAAUCACAAAUAUGGAGUCACGUUUGGGAUAAGCUACAACAGAAGUUAAAGUUUAAAUAAGGUUGUUACUGUAAAUACUGUGUUGCGUUUUAACUGCGCUCCAGGUUCACUCUUAUCUAUUACACUGGUCAGUGGUUGUCGAUUACGAGUUAUACGGCAGGUGGGAUUGGAGUGGUUUUAUCUGUUUGCCUAUGCAAGAGGUAUUAGCAGGAAGCGCACGACUUGAGGCAACGCGCACGGGCACAGGCACUGCUAUGCACAUUUAGAUGCAGACGGAAACUUGACCGAUGUGUACUCUCCACUUCAGAUCGCCAACAUGGCGAUGGUGUUGCAGCACAGUGAGGUUGACUGGGCGUACAACGUGCGGCGGACGGAGAGUUCGGGUUUGGGUACGCGGAACGGAACGUUUUGGCCCCGCGGCCGCACCUUAGGUGGAUCUGGCGCAAUAAAUGCGAUGAUAUAUGUGCGAGGCAACCGUCGCGACUACGACA
Molecule: messenger RNA, 2885 nt
Organism: Anopheles stephensi (Asian malaria mosquito)
Lineage: Eukaryota; Metazoa; Arthropoda; Insecta; Diptera; Culicidae
Product: glucose dehydrogenase [FAD, quinone]
Exons: 3
Coding region: 490-2454 (654 amino acids)
Molecular function (GO): ecdysone oxidase activity; flavin adenine dinucleotide binding
Source: RefSeq, a predicted model, not a curated record